UGAUACUCCCGCCGCUUUUUGCCCGUGGUCAGACGUUUGCCGCCGCCACCGCCGCCGCUGUGCCUCUAGCAAGAGCCGUCCUGCCCGGCAGUGUAUCACCACUUUUCACUAGUAGUAGGCGGUAGUCGUAGUGCACAGUUGUCAUUGCCGCCGUGGUCGUGUGUCGUGUAUGUUUUCCGAUCGCGCGUGUGACAGACGAAAAACCGACUCGGUUUUAUUUUUGCGUCGUUGAUUUUUGUUUUUUCAUAUAACCCGAGAAGGUUGUCGAUAUAUUGCCAAUUGUUUUUUAUCGUUUUCUCGAAUCGGGCGAAAUAAUAAUUUUUCGCUUCGUCGUCCCUGCAGACGACGUGCAGCAUCGGUGCUCGUAUAUAACAUUUCUCCUUUUUUUUUGUCGAGUUUUUAAUUCUGUGCGCCGCGAAAUCACGAAAAGUUUUUAGUGUACCGAACGAAACGUACAAUAUUGAACAAAUACGGUAAAAAGCCACAAAACGUUUCUACCGAAUAUUAAUUAUUAACGUCAUUCCGCCGCCGGCCGCCGCCGCCGCCGCCGCAUGUGGAGGUUACACAUGCGGCGGAAUCGGCGACCGCCGCAGAGGAGCCCACCGGCGGGACGGCGAUCUCUUCGUUGCCGUUGACACGCUCGUCGAUUAUCCGCUGCACCGCCGACGGGCACCACUGGCGCCCGAAGCAGACGCCACAGCCGCUAUGGCCAUCACCGCCGCCACGAUCACCGCUGCCAGCAGCAGCAAAUGGGUAUGGCGGCCAAGAUGGACCGGGUGGACGACGACUUCGCGGUGUCUUCCAACAUUCUGCCAUUGCGAGGGUCACGAUGACUGCGAAACCGACGACUCACCACCCGCCGGCCAUCCACGGCCGGUGCGCCGACGUACAAGGCAGCAGUCAUCGUUCGGGCUGUCCAAGUUCGCGCUUGCCAUCAUCACUAUGUUGAUGAUAUUGGCCACUGCGAUCGAGGAUGUUCGGGCACUGGGAUUUUUUGAGCUGCAAAUACUGGAGAUCGAAAAUUACCGCGGCCAACUGGCCACGGGAGAGUGUUGUGGCAGCGAUUCCUCGUCGUCCACCCAACAGCAAUCGUCAUCGGCACAGCGCAACACGUUGCAGUGUACCGGUGCACCGCAGUGCAACACACUAUUCCAAGUGUGCUUGCGCGAGUACCAGAGCCGACAACAGCAGCAGCAGCCAGCGGGUGGGUCGUCCUCGUCCGCGUUGGCCGGUGGCAGGGUGGUCAUCGGGGAAGACGAUUCGUCAGCCGCGGGUUCCAAUCACCACCAAACUCCCAACUCGCACCUACACCACUGCUCCUUCGGUAAUGUCACCAGCCCCGUGCUCGGCGGAAACUCGUUUACGCUUGGCGGUGACGCUGCGGCUGCAGUUCCGGACACCAAUUCACCCGCAGACGUCAGCAAUCGUGGCGCUGCCGGCGGAAACCUGGCAUUACAGUUUACCUUCAGCUGGACGAGAUCGUUUACGUUAGUAUUGCAAGCGAUGGACUACAACAAUUACACGGGCUUGUUGUCCGUUAUCGAAGAGGCCACGUAUUCCGGUAUCCUGUUGCCUGGCAACGAGUGGAAAGCUCUGUCACACUUAGGCCACACAGCUCGCAUGGCGUACAGGGUCCGGGUUAGAUGCGAUCGCAACUACUACGGACAAAAUUGCACGAAGCUUUGCAAGCCCCGGGACGACCGGUUCGGCCAUUAUACGUGCGGCGACACAGACGGCCGGAAAGAGUGCAUACCCGGCUGGCAGGGCGAGACGUGCGACAAAGCUGUGUGCAAGACCGGAUGCAAUCCCGUACACGGACAUUGCGGUAAUCCCGGAGGUUGCGAGUGCCGGAAAGGUUGGCAGGGUGAGCUAUGCGAUCAGUGUAUGACGUAUCCUGGAUGCAAGCACGGAUAUUGUAAUGGAACUUCUUGGCAAUGCAUAUGUGACGUAAACUGGGGAGGCAUAUUAUGCGAUCAAGACUUGAACUAUUGCGGAACCCACGAACCGUGCCUGAACGGAGGGACGUGCAAGAGUACGGCCCCGGACAGAUACACGUGCACGUGUCCCGAAGGGUUCGGAGGCGCCAAUUGCGACGUGGUGCUGAAUCCGUGCGCCACCGAGCCGUGCGCCAAUGGCGGAAAAUGUCGAACCGUGGACGCAGUCACCGCAUCCGGCGGUGGUGCCGGUGGAUCCGGCUCGGGUCUGGCCGCCAGCGGUGCUCCGAUGUUCGGCUCCGUUGCUCAAUCCACCCCGCUGCUGGUGCCCAAGCAAUUCCACUGCGAUUGUCGGCCCGGCUGGAUGGGCAGCACCUGCAAUACAGAAAUCGACGAGUGUGCCACUCAACCGCCCCGGUGCCUGAACGGAGGAUCGUGCAUUGACCUGGUGGCCGAUUGGCGUUGUGCGUGUGCGGACGACCGUUGGCGUGGUCGCCGAUGCGAAAUCGAUGUAGACGAAUGCGAACGACAGCACAGGGAACGGCAAUCGGGUGCAGUCGAGCAUCAGUGUGGUCCUAACGCCGUGCCAUGCAGAACGAAUGGGGGUGGAAGUAACUUCGCUGCGACCACGGAAUGCGUGUGCCGAAGGGGUUGGACGACGGUGGCGGCAAUGACGGCUUCUAGGGAUGGUCACAAUGGAACUUCGGCGGCCGCCCUUGCGUGCACCGUGAACGUGGAUGAUUGCGCUGGACCGGACGUGAAAUGCGCCAACGGUGGCACUUGCUUGGACUUGAUCGGAGGCUACACCUGCGCGUGUCCGGUCGGCUUUACCGGUCGGAACUGUAGAACUCAAAUCGACCCGUGUGGUGGCGAUAGCGAAUCCGGUGUGGCUGGCGGUGGGAAUCCUUGCAAAAACGGUGGUGAAUGUGUACCGUCACGACGUUGGCGUGGUGGAGGAGGGAGUGGAAUGUCGGCCAAACAGCAACAGCAACAGCAGACUUAUUCCUGCAUAUGUCCGUUAGGAUAUUCAGGCGAAAACUGUGAGAUCGACAGGGACCAUUGUUCGCCGAACCCAUGUCGGAACGGUGGCCAGUGUCUGAACACGCCGGAUGAUUAUUACUGCCAGUGCAGCGGGGACGGUUGGUCGUGGCACGGCAAGAAUUGUACCGUGCCCGCUGACGGCGGCGUCGCCGGGGCCACCAAGUCUACGGCCUCGACCACGACGACUACGCCAACAACCGCGAGAACCACGACUACCACGACCACGACGGCCGCACCGACGACGACGACAACGACGACGGUGGCCAGUACUAGACCCCCGUCGACGCCACCACUGCAGCGUAGCACGGCGAUCACGCCGGUGGCCACUAUACGUCGACCGGGCGCCGGAUUGCCGGGGGCGACGACAUGGCGACAGCAGCAGAAGCAAUAUGGUGACGAAGACGACGACGACAGUGCUAAAGCGUCAACAGUAGCGAACUCGGAUCAACAGCAGUUCGACGAUGACGGCGUCACGGUGAUGUGCGGAGGCGGUCGUCAUAGGCGCAAACACUGGAUCGCCGACGACGGUUGCAACGAGUGCAAAUGCAGCUCUAAAUCGCCGAUGAUCGACAAUAUUGAUGACAAGUCGGCCGUGAUGUCGUGCACCAACAUGUGGUGUGGACCAGCGACUUUCGACUGCCUGAGCGGUGUUAUGCCUUGCACCGGCACCAACCAGGUGUGCGUACCGAUCAUAGACGACAUGGACGACGAGGAACUACUUGAAGAUGACCUGGACAAGCGAGGAGAGACCGACGGAACAGCCACUGCGGUGGACACUCUCCUUUUGUGGCGUCAGUGUUUGCGCCCACCAUGUGGUGGCGUGGACGCGGAUCGUGACAGGGAUGACGUUCGGCUUCGGUACGGUUACGAUGACGACGGCGGCCAGGAUGACCACAGUGCUUACGUGGCCGUGGGUUCGUGGCCGAGGCGCCGUCGCCGGGGUCAGUGCGCGACCGCGGUUGUGGACGACAGCGACGUGGACGACGAUCGUGAUGAUGACGACGACGAGGACAGUUCACCCACGACGGUGUGGCCGUCGGUGGUCCAACACUGUCUGCCAAACAGCGUGGCCGGUGACAAACGUCAGCCGCACCAGCAGCAUCGCCGUCGCCGUGGUGACGCUUGCGGCCGGUUGCGCAUUACACUGGAUCCGGCGCGUCUUAGGCGUGGUACUCGGGUAUCGGCCGUAUGCCAUAGUCUCCGUCGAUUGCUCGCCAGGGAAUGGGUUCGCAGUGGCGAAGACGACGACUUGAACCAAGAUGACGACGUGGAGUACAGAAGAAAUAGAGUGUACGUUAUGUGCGAAGCGGCCGAGGAUCAGCGAGAUAAUAACGACGACGACCGAAUCGGCGGUGGUGCCGGAAGUAGUGGCAACACCCGCCGACGACGCCGACGGCGCCGCGUCACCAUUCGAGUGUCUUUGGCGGUCGUGACGGAUAAGCAGCAACAGCAUCAGAGAAGAAUCACAGCAACGGUGGCAGAGGACGACGAUGUUGAUGUUGCAGCGGUCGUUGGACGGGCCGUCCAAACGCUUUAUAAACGACUCAACGGAGGCACUAUGGCCGGAUCGACGGUGACGUCAACGAAAAAAGUUCAAACCGCUGGUCAUCGUCUUCGCCCGACACUAAACAGCGGUGUUGACGACUACGACGACGCGGCAGCGCUGGCGUUCUUAACGGCCGCCGUAGUGGACGUUUCCCUCGGAGGCGGUGUGAUGGCGGAAUCCCAUUCAACGCCCGUUCCGGCCAAUUCGUCCGGUUCUUCAAACGAUGAUUACCGCCAUUACUACUAUUACUAUUGGACGAUCGGUGUAGCCUGCGGAGCGUUGGCCACUGUGCUGGCGGCCGCGGCGUUCCUGUUACUACGCUUCCGGAGCAGCGCCAGGAGGAAAUCGAACGGUGGACAAACGACGUCGGAUUCUUCAUCUGCUGUCGUUGACCCUUCGGUGGCCGGUGGUGACAGUUUGAUGUUGUCUCUGGUGCGACGUCAAAACGAGGAGAACCUCAAGCGGUUGGUAACCGGUGGAAACCGGGUUGCCGUGACGGCCGCCGGGGGUGACUACGGUGGAAGUGGCUGCGGACGCAAUAAUUUGUCGGCGGGAUCAUCUCUGAGUUGUUCGCGUGUCAGCAUUGUUCACCCGUUAUGCAAUGUCACUUCAGCUGACGACGGAUCUUCACCUGAACUGCAUCGGAAACAGCAUCUGAACGGAGGUGGUGAUGUCGAUGGAAUGAAUGUAGUCGACGAAAAGAGUGGAGAGAAAACAACAAACGCAGCAUUACCACCAAUUGCUGCCGUUAGAUCUGUAGCUAUAGCCGUACCUCGACAACAACAACAACCACAACAGCAACAACCACAACAACAACAACGGCCAUUGGCCGCAGCAGCACCACAACCAUUAUUGUUGUGCAAAAAGACUUUGAACGUGGACAACGAGCAGCGACGACAAUUGCAAUUGAUGCAACAACAACGGCAACAACAAUCACCGAUACACCAGCAACCACACCAACAACCGUUACACCAGCAAAAUCAACUACCACUACACCAACAACAACAACAACAACAACAACAACAACAACUCGCUCACCAACCACAUCAACUACCAGUACAUCAACAACUUCAUCAGCAGCAGCAAGUAGCAGCGCAACAGUACAACCGUCGCAGUCGUGGAGACGUUCUUAAUCAACAUGUACAACCUAACCAACAACAGUAUCAUAAUCAACAGCAGCAACAACACUAUACAGCGUCAUUAUUGCACUCAACACCGACUAACAAUAACAGCAACAACAACAACAUCAACAAUACCAACCAUAGCUCGGAAGCUGGUGACGACGAAGCUGCUCCACCGUCGCUCACCGUUUUGGUGUAGGAGAUAUUAACUCUUAUUAAAACACCAAGUUUUGUACUUUUUUUUAAAAACUGUUUUUGUAUAUUUACAAAUCAUCAAUAUUAUUAAUUACCUGUAGUCAUUACGUAUAAUAUAUAUUUGUA
Molecule: messenger RNA, 5963 nt
Organism: Myzus persicae (green peach aphid)
Lineage: Eukaryota; Metazoa; Arthropoda; Insecta; Hemiptera; Aphididae
Exons: 15
Coding region: 706-5841 (1711 amino acids)
Biological process (GO): cell communication; multicellular organism development; heterophilic cell-cell adhesion
Cellular component (GO): protein-containing complex; plasma membrane
Molecular function (GO): calcium ion binding
Source: RefSeq, a predicted model, not a curated record